CUUUCAAGCAGGCAAUAUGGCGGGGGAGAAGGAAGAUAAAAGCAAAAACAACCCCAUGCGCGAGCUGCGCAUUCGUAAGCUGUGCCUGAAUAUAUGUGUUGGUGAGUCUGGUGACAGACUGACACGUGCUGCCAAGGUGCUGGAACAGCUCACGGGACAGCAGCCAGUCUUCUCUAAAGCUCGUUACACUGUGCGUUCCUUCGGUAUCAGAAGAAACGAGAAGAUUGCCGUGCAUUGCACAGUCCGAGGUCCCAAGGCAGAAGAGAUCCUGGAGCGUGGAUUGAAAGUGCGUGAGUACGAACUGAGGAGGGGCAACUUCUCCGACAAUGGCAACUUUGGCUUUGGCAUUCAGGAACACAUUGAUCUGGGCAUCAAGUACGACCCAGGCAUUGGCAUUUAUGGCAUGGACUUCUACGUGGUGAUGGGAAGGCCUGGAUUCAAGGUGGGAUGGAGGAGAGCCAGAAAAACCAGAAUUGGCGCCAAGCACCGAGUGAAUAAAGACGAGGCCAUGAAGUGGUUCCAACAGAAGUAUGAUGGUGUGAUUCUUCCAGGCAAAUAGACCAUGCCCACAAGAUAAAAUGAUGCCUCCAACAAUUAUGAACUCUCUUAUACAUGCCAAUUACGAGAGACCUUAUGAAUAUGUACAGACUUUGUUGUACAUAGUAAAAAAAUAAAAACUGUCAAUGAAAAAUAAUUCAAAAAUAAAAUGUCUGAAGAAAUGGA
Lingula anatina is the source of this 723-nucleotide messenger RNA. Its product is annotated as large ribosomal subunit protein uL5. Gene Ontology annotation, cellular component: ribosome. Gene Ontology annotation, biological process: translation. Gene Ontology annotation, molecular function: structural constituent of ribosome. The record is from RefSeq and is a predicted model, not a curated record. Lineage: Eukaryota; Metazoa; Brachiopoda; Lingulata; Lingulida; Lingulidae.